AUGGCAAUGGCAUCAAUUCUUCCUGCCGCGACGGGCGUUGGCGAAAGUGAUCGUGUACUCAAAUCUAUGGACGCCAACCGGUACGCGACGAAGAAAACCAUCGCCCAGGGGAUGCUGGACAUAGCGCUCCUAACGGCCAAUGCGUCCCAGCUUAAGUACAUACUGCAGGUUGGCGAGAAGCACGAGUUCUACGGUCUGAUGCUGACGCUAAUCAGCAUCUCCAUCAUUCUGCAGAUGUUGGUCGGCAUAUUGUUCGUGGUAAUAGGUAGCUUGAACAUCAAUCGCAAACCCGACCAAACGGCCGCAAUCGUGUUGAAUGAUAUCAUACUGGUGCUUAUAUUUGUCAUCUCGCUGAUCAAUGUCAUCAUAUCCGGUUUCGGGAUCGAGUACUCUUCGCAACCGCUUCGUCUGCUUGACCGGGUUGCGGCUCAGCCAGCGCAAAUGUCAACCGGCCAACCGAUGGCCGGUUCCUUACGCGUUACACCUUAA
Messenger RNA from Anopheles coustani, 489 nucleotides. RefSeq names its product ninjurin-2. Gene Ontology annotation, cellular component: membrane. The transcript has 3 exons. Gene Ontology annotation, biological process: tissue regeneration; cell adhesion. Lineage: Eukaryota; Metazoa; Arthropoda; Insecta; Diptera; Culicidae. The coding region runs from base 1 to 489 and encodes 162 amino acids. The record is from RefSeq and is a predicted model, not a curated record.